Mucor mucedo is the source of this 1129-nucleotide messenger RNA. RefSeq lists its product as uncharacterized. The transcript is spliced from 3 exons. The record is from RefSeq and is a predicted model, not a curated record. Lineage: Eukaryota; Fungi; Mucoromycota; Mucoromycetes; Mucorales; Mucoraceae. The coding region runs from base 21 to 1016 and encodes 331 amino acids. Gene Ontology annotation, molecular function: protein binding.
CUCCAAUUAAUCAAAAAAACAUGAUGGAAGGCAAGCACGAAUUAUUCCAAGCACAACAUGUUCAAUUUCAGAUCCAUCCUUUACUCGCCAAACAGUGUCAUAAAAGUGCCCCGGAUGCAGUACCAGUUUUAUUCCAUUGUUCAAAGAGCAGUAAACUAGUAGUGGGGCGAGGUCAUGACGCGACAGUCAAAAUUGGUAAAUCCAAUAAACGUGUGUCGAGAGAACAUGUAGCGAUUGAACAUAAAGCCCAUGUUGGUUUUGAAAUGACCAUUCUAUCCCCUAACGGUGCUCUCAUUGACCACAUUAGUUUUGACCAAGGAGAACAUGUACCCAUCACUGAGGGAACCCUUAUUGAAAUUGCUGGAAAUAAACUCGUCUUUGCUGGAUCUUCAAGUACAGAAGAAAAAGUCAUGAUUGCCUUACAACAGGAUGAAACAUCUCCCCCACUGAUCCCAUCACCACCGUCACGACUGUCAUUGCCACCGAUACCAGUGACAUGCGCAUCCCACAUCGACCGUGCAUCGAAUAUCACACCGGUGAAGGAGAAACCCGGCCAACCAUCAACACUCCAAGAUCAGAUUAUUCAAGUACUUGUGUAUACACGAAAAUCCACCAUGACAUGCACGGAUAUCGGGAAUCGAUUAAGGGAUUAUACGAUAAGCGAAGUAUCUCGCGUUCUUAGUGGAUCAAGAAUGAUUGGACGUAUUCAACGCUUGGGCAAGACAGCAGAUGGAUCUCCCAAGGAAGACCUUUAUUAUUAUAAACCCGAUUUAGAUCCAGAUCAGGCACGAAAAAAACGGUAUUCGGAUGUAGGUAGAAGUGCAAGGAAAUGCACCAUGAAGGAUACACAAUACUUUUUCAGGAUUCCACCGAAAUUGACAGCAUCCAAUAAGACUCGAAAGAGGACAUCGGCAACAAUGGUAAAGGAACAAGAGGAAGAUGAAGAGUUAAAAUCAAGUCAUAGUAGUGAUGAUGUGAGUGAUAUGGAAGUGUAUGAAUUAUUCAAGGAUGUGUGAUAAAUAAAUUAUUAUUUGGUUUGGUUUGGAGGUCAACUGAGUGACACAUCAUUUUUUUAAAGGCAUUUUUUUUUUAGUCGUAGCACAUUCUUAAUAUAUAACUUUUUUUUUGC